Molecule: messenger RNA, 2055 nt
Organism: Colletotrichum navitas
Lineage: Eukaryota; Fungi; Ascomycota; Sordariomycetes; Glomerellales; Glomerellaceae
Product: major facilitator superfamily transporter
Exons: 2
Coding region: 307-1833 (508 amino acids)
Biological process (GO): transmembrane transport
Cellular component (GO): membrane
Molecular function (GO): transmembrane transporter activity
Source: RefSeq, a predicted model, not a curated record
AGCGAAGACGUCCCAUAGGACGCAGAUCGGGUUGCUGUGUGCCAUCAUUGUGGGUUGGCAUUGCGCCAUUCGACGACCCAUCCACUGAUGCGGAUGUUGGCCGAAUCAGUAGAUGAGUAUUGCCGAUUGGGGUACUAGAUUGAUCAGUUACAUUCUGGCGUCUUGCUUUGAACGGCCUCCGCGGCGAGUCGGGCGGAUUGAUAUCAGGCGGGUGCUAGGCCCGUUACCCUUACUUACUCUCUAUAGUAAGUAGUAAGAAACUUGGGCCCUGAGACAUCAAGCCUUUUGACUGCUGCGACCAUCGCGAUGGCUUCACUUACCGAAAAAUCGCCCGCAGUGGCCGACGGCCCUGCCGACGCCCGCGACGAGACGCAGGAAACGUCGCGCGAGGGCCCGUGGAUUCGCCUUAUGACCGCCCUUCACUGGUACUCCCGCGGCACACCCAGCGAGGAGAAGAAGCUCGUGCUCCGGCUCGACUUGUUUAUCCUCGUCUUUGGCUGCAUGUGCUUCUUCACAAAGUACCUCGACCAGUCGUCCCUCACAAACGCCUACGUGAGCGGCAUGAAGGAGGACCUCGACAUCCACGGCAACGAGCUAAACUACAUGACCAUUGUGUUCUGGUCCUCGUAUUGCACGUCCAUGAUUCCGGCCUGCUACUACCUGACCCGCUACCCCAUCAACGUCGUUCUGCCUGUCCUCGAGAUCGGCUGGGGCCUUUCGACCUUUGCGCUCGCCUGGGCGCGCAACGUCGAGACCGUCUACGCCAUGCGCUUUUUUACAGGCCUGUUCGAGUCCGCCUCCUUCACCGGCGUCAUCUACGUCAUCGGCUCCUGGUACAAGCCGUCGGAGAUCGGCCGCCGCGUCGCCCUCUUCUACAUCGCCGCGCCCCUGGGCACCACGUUCGCAGGCUACCUGCAAGCCGCCGUCUGGCUCAACCUGCACAACGCCCGCGGGCUCGCCGGGUGGCGCUGGCUUUUCAUCGUAGACGCUCUCAUCACCGUCCCCCUCGCCUUCAUCGGCUUCUUCGUCUUCCCCGACGUGCCCUCGCGCUCGCGGCCGAGGCUCCUGCCCGCGCGCCUGUACGCCUUCGCGCAGAAGCGCCUCGAGGGGCUGACGGCGCCGCCGCCGCUCAGGGCCUCGCGCGACAUCUUCAGGCGCGUCUUCACCCGCUGGCACCGGUACCUCUUCGUCGCGCAGUGGACCAUCAUGAACGAAAACCUACAGCCCAGCGGCUCACCCUUCUCGCUGUAUCUCAAGGCGUUCCCCGAGACGUACUCAGUGACGCGGAUCAACACGCUGCCGACGGUCGCGACGGCCAUCUCCAUCGUCUCGGCCUUCGCGGCGGGCGCCCUCGCGGAUCGUACCGGCUGGUUUGCCGGACUCUCCGCGGCUGCCGCCGUUUCCUCGCUGGUCGGCGUGGUCAUGCUCGUGUUCUGGGACGUGGGCGAGGGCGGGCGUCUGGCGGCCUUCAUGCUCGACGGCUUCGAGGGCGCGGUUCCUUCGCUGACGAUGGCGUGGGCGACUGUGACGAUGGCCGGCGACGCCGAGGAGCGCGCCAUUGUCACCGCGUCGAUGAACGCCAUCGGCCAGGCCAUCGUCACCUGGGCGCAGCUGCUGCAAUUUCCCGCUGUCGAGGCCCCCCGCUUCAUCCACGGUUUCAGGAGCGUCGUGGGGACAAUGGUCGUGCAGUUCUUUGUUACCGGCGCUAUUUGGUUUCUGGCGAGGGGGGAUUCCAAGGCGAAUAAGCAGUGGUCGGAGGGCGAUGGAGACGAGCAGACUCAGGUGGAGGGGGGACAGGAGGGUUUUUGGGGAACGUCAGCCACGGGACCGUAGUUCAGUUGAGGGCAUUGCAAGGUGGGGAGGAUAUUAUACCCAGGAGUACUAAUCUCCAUCCUUGAAGUUUGUCACGUCGAGGUUUUUUUUCAUUUCGAGGCACGAAUAUACUCUGUCAAUUUGGAUAGCGUUCCGGAACUCUGAACAGUCGAGGAACCGCUUGCAAGAUACCAGACACAUCGAUGGGGGCAGGAUUGUAGCAAUUGUGAACAUAUCUAUGUA